Pseudovirgaria hyperparasitica is the source of this 3073-nucleotide messenger RNA. RefSeq lists its product as uncharacterized. The record is from RefSeq and is a predicted model, not a curated record. Gene Ontology annotation, molecular function: ATP binding; ATP hydrolysis activity. Bases 201 to 2696 code for a protein of 831 amino acids. Lineage: Eukaryota; Fungi; Ascomycota; Dothideomycetes; Acrospermales; Acrospermaceae. The transcript has 7 exons.
AGCGGAAAGGUAUUUAACAGUGGAGGUUCUUCAAGCAAGUGCUAAGUUCUGUAGGGUGCCAGAUAGACAUUGAAAGUACAGGGAACAACGACGGAGAUCUCGAAUCAGACGACUCUGACGAUGAGUGCAAUGCAAGUUACGUACCAGACAGAGUAGAACUCCCGCAGGCGCCAAACUACCAUCCAAGCUUUGCAAAAGCGAUGGAAAGUCUGAACAAAGUACCGGAACACUUCCUGAAUGCCAUCAAGAGCAGUAGCCCUGACGGCGAGGAAGGCUCAUUGCUCACGAAGAGAGUCUUGGAUGACUCAAAGAUCAUCUUUCCCAGUAGCCGACGUAUUGGCUUGCUUGGUCGCAGUGGCGCUGGUAAAUCGUCGCUUAUCAACUCGAUUCUAGGGAAAGAAGUCGCUAUGAUAGGGUCGAGUGGUGGAGCAUGCACCCCAUUCCCCAUCGAGUAUCAUCCAUUGCGCCACAAUCAAGUGCAGGCAUUUCAAGCGGAGGUUGAAUACCUCACAAAGUCUGAGGGCACCAAGAUGGUCAAAGGAUGGGCGCGGAACGCGUACCAGUACCUCGAUUCGAAGGAGAAUAAGGCCUCAGAUCAAGACAAAGGCGGUGAUGAUCAGGGAUUUGAAAAGGACAAGCUGGGUAGCACCGCAUUGAACUCUCUGCUUACAGUGUUUGGUCAUCACGCGGAAUUCGCUACGGAAAAAUCCGCCAAGGUGUUUCUCAAGUCACAAAAGUCUGGCGACGACCAAGCGCUGCGGAAAAUCAUCACGGAAUGGGUAUCUUCUAUUUACCAGCAGUUGAUGUCAGACAAAAAUCCCAGGAGUCUCUAUGCAUCCGAUUCUGAAAACCUGGCCAAUCAACUCCAGUCUUUGAUUGCUUACGGCCGUUCAUGUGAGUGCAAAGACCAGGCUGGGAAGUACUGGCCGUUCGUUCACGUAGUAAGGGUAUCAUUUGAUUCAAAGAUUCUACAAGAGGGUCUAUCUGAUAUCAACAUGACGCGGACGAAUGCAACAAAAGCGUACCUGGGCAAAUGCGACAAACUUAUAGUCGUUGGCAAAAUAGACCGCAUUGUGGAUGAUGAGGAAGUUCAGAGAUAUCUCAUUACAGCACAUCACCAUUUGUCGCGAACGAAAAGGGGUGUGAUGUGUGUUCCCACUGCCACGGAUGAUUUCUGCGCAGGAACAAACUUCGCAUUCGAUAUGAAGCUGAAUGACGACCAAGUGGUUGAGCUAAAGCUAGCCGACAUCCAGAUUCAGUAUCUAACAGACAAGCAUACAGAGAUGCUCACAUCUUUACAGCCAGGCAAGCUUCACCGGCGGGAACUCAAACUACACAAAGAUCGACUCAAGAAAGUCCAAUCACAAAUAGCGAAGGCCAAAUUGAGUAAAGAGGAGUAUCAGAUCACGAUCCGAAACGACAGGGUGGUAUCAGAGCUGAUUGCAAAGUAUGCAAGAUUGGCAAAUGGGCAGGAUCUUUUGGUAUUUCCGGUUUCUAAUCGCAUAUACGCGGAAUACCUGAAGGCAUUAUGGGAACGCAAUUCGCCCGUCAAAUUAACUCCAACAGGAACCGGCGUGCCAGCUCUUCGCAAAUUCCUGUACGGGAUCGCGUCUGCUGGCAAAUUUGAGGCACUAAAUCAUCAAUGCUUUGUGUUGGGCAAUUUGAUAAGGACAUGCGAGCUCUCAUCGUCCCUUUCGAAGAUCAAGAAGCAAGAGAGACUGGAAGUUCUCGUCAAAGAAAGCAAAGAAAAGUCGUUGGCAGAGCUCCAUGACCGGUUCAAGUUGCUACGAGAGAAUGAGGUCUCGGGCCUAUGUAAAGUGAUGAAGACUGAAGACAGCGCUAUGCGGGCGUGUGCGCAAGCUCUCUUGGAUACGUGGGCUAAAUUGAAGGCGCCCACCCAUGCAGCCUGGUGUCGCCACUGGGGAGCUUGGAAGCUCGAUGGCGAUCAGAAGGACUGGAAUGUCUACCUCCAGGAACCCAUCAAGAAGGUACUGGAGACACAGUUUGAUACUUUGGAAUCGGCUUGCCUUGACGGCUCGGACUUCCUUGGCUCCACGCUCUCACAGAUCCUCAUCGGAUAUGAUGGAAUGAUCCAGCAAAUCCGAAAUCACCCGUCCACCGUCAUGAAAGAAUCUCUCGCGCGUUUCCUGUACAACACCGAGCAGCGAGAAGCAGGUAUCCACAACAUGAUUGAUAGCACACUCAACGUGCUGCGCCACUCCCUGGAGACAAUUGAGCAGAGAACCUUCCUCUCCAGUGCGGACUCCUACUUCACGGAAUUCAUCAACCCGAUCUAUGAGGAAUGCCAAAACGCCUAUGCAACUCCAGGGGUCAAGAAGUCUCCAAAGGGUGCAAAAGUAGUCGUAAAGGAGGUGAAGGCAAAGAACAAGCACCAAGUCCGUUGUGAGAUUCUCACAAGCAGGAUCUGCUCGCACAAUACACUCUACCACCACAUAUGCACCAAAAGACUACAGCCCGCACUCCAGGCAGCUGUGCAAACAGCCGAGGAGACGAUGAAGACCAAGAUAGAGUCUUUAUAUGCUGAUAUAUACCAGGAUUUGCAAUUCAUAUUCGAAAAGGACGACGACAACGACCCUGAAACGAUCAAGCUCCGACAGGCCGUUCGGGAUGUGCUCGGUGUUGCUAGCAGCGAUCUGGACAACGCUGUGGCGUUCUUGAAGGAAUGCAAGCCUUGAGCGGACUCACUUCUUUUGUCUUCUUGUCCGCAUUUUUAGUAAGGUACAUGGUUUCUGACUCACACCGCAACUACAUUUUCACAUCGCCCGGGUCUGCUUCUUCAUUGCGACAUCGCUCAAUCUCACUAGAUAUCUCACAUCCAUCUGUCCUUGCACUUUACUGCCUUAGCUUCGGUAUUGCAAGAACCCCAUCCCAAUCCUUCUCGAUAUCCUCUCCUAGUCUUCACUCAGGCAGACCGUUCCAUUGUGUUUCCAUGUACAGCUAGCAAGAUAUGGGAUCACAUACUAUGCCAAACACUCAAACAUAUAUGAAUUUAUAAGCCUCGAACUGCCUUUUAACCAGUUCCAACUGACCCCUAUUUUACUUUGAAGUAAUC